UCUUGGAUGUUCAAGUUCGGACUCAUCUAUUUUUUGAAUUUAAUAUUUUUGUCCAAUCCUCCUGCUGGUCUUUUGGCUUUAGCAGAUAGCUCAUAGCAUUAACAGAAUGAAGAUGUGAUCAUACUGUAUUUGAGUGUCCUACAGAAGAGCAGUGAAUCUUUGCGGCAUUAUGGUCUCGGUGUGUUUCAACAGCUGGUUAGGGAUUCCCUUUCCAAUCGAGCUUCGUGUGUCGUGGCAGGAAUGCUUAAUUUUCUUCUUGACUGGUUUGUCCAAGAAGGUGAUGACAGUAUCAUUUUGAAAAUUGCGCAAUUGAUUCAGGUUAUCGGUGGUUAUAGCAUAUCCGGGAAGGAUAUUCGCAAGAUUUUCGCUCUCCUUCGAAGUGAGAAAGUGGGGACUCAACUGCAAUACUGCUCAUUAUUGUUGACUACUGUUUUAUCAAUGUUAAAUGAGAAAGGACCAACUAGCUUCUUUGAUCUCAAUGGAAAUGACUCUGGAAUCAUAAUUAAAACACCUGUGCAUUGGCCUCUGUACAAGGGUUUUUCUUUUUCAUGUUGGCUUAGGGUGGAGGACUUACCCAAGAAUGGAACAAUGGGGCUUUUCAAGUUCUUCACUGAAAAUAGAAGAGGGUUCUUAGCAGCAGUAGCAAAAGAUAAGCUUAUAUAUAAGUCUAUCAAUCUGAAACAAUAUUCUAUUCAGACACAUGUUAAUCUAGUCAAGAGGAAAUGGCACUUUCUUUGUAUUACUCAUACCAUUGGAAGAGCAUUUUCUGGGGGUAGCCUAUUUAGAUGUUAUCUUGAUGGCAAUCUUGUAUCUUCUGAAAGAUGCAGAUAUGCAAAAGUCAGUGAAUUAUUGACUAACUGCUCCAUUGGUACAAAAAUGGUAUGGCCUCAAAGUGAAGAUAAUACACGGAACUCCAACCCGGAUUUUUUGCCUUUUUUUGGUCAGAUCGGUCCACUUUAUUUGUUUGCUGAUGUCAUUUCCUCUGAGCAAGUUAAGGCUGUACAUUCCCUUGGACCGAGCUACAUGUAUUCCUUCCUGGAUAAUGAAGCUACUGCAUUUGGGGGUAACCCAUUGCCUAGUGGAAUUCUUGAAGCAAAAGAUGGUCUUGCAUCAAAAAUUGUGUUUGGGCUCAAUGCACAGGCAAGUGAUGGCAAGAAAUUGUUUAAUGUUUCACCUGUAUUGGAUCAUGCAUUGGAUAAGAAUUUAUUUGAAGCAACUAUAAAGGUUGGUACACAGUUAUGUUCCCGGCGCUUGUUCAAAGAGAUAAUUUACUGUGUUGGAGGUGUUUCUGUGUUUUUCCCUCUUAUAUCUCAGUCUGAUAGAUAUGAAAAUGAUGAAAUUCAAGUUUUAGAAAGCACUCUAGUCCUCCCAGUUGCAAAAGAGCGUUUGACCGCUGAAGUUAUUGAGCUUGUUGCUUCUGUCUUAGAUGAGAACUUAGCAAAUCAACAACAGAUGCAUCUUCUUUCUGGAUUUUCAAUACUGGGAUUUUUAUUGCAAUCAGUUCCACCUCAGCAACUCAAUAUGGAAACUCUCUCUGCAUUGAAGAAUUUGUUUAAUGUUUUAUCUUCCUGUGGAUUGGCAGAGCUGCUCAUAGAAGAAAUCAUAUCUUCUAUUUUUCUUAAUCCCCUUACCUGGAUGUACACAGUUUACAAGGUGCAACGUGAACUGUACAUGUUUCUCAUUGAACAGUUUGAUAAUGAUCCGAGGCUGCUUAAAAGUUUGUGCCAGUUCCCUCGUGUUAUUGACAUAAUACGGCAGUGCUAUUGGGAUAAUGUGAAAUCUCGGUUUGCAAUUGGAGGCCAACCUCUUUUACAUCCUAUUACUAAACAAGUUAUUGGAGAAAGACCUAGUAGAGAAGAAAUACAAAAAAUUCGUCUUCUUUUAUUAAGUCUUGGUGAAAUGAGCCUCAGGCAAAGCAUUGCACCAGCUGAUAUAAAAGCUCUUAUAGCUUUUUUUGAAACAAGCCAUGAUAUGACGUGCAUUGAGGAUAUUUUAAAUAUGGUUAUACGUGCUGUUUCUCAAAAACCAUUACUUAUGUCCUUCCUUGAACAAGUAAAUCUGAUAGGUGGCUGUCGCAUUUUUGUCAAUCUGCUACAGAGGGAAUAUGAACCUAUCAGGUUGCUCAGCUUGCAAUUUAUAGGAAGACUUUUGGUUGGUUUCCCAUCGGAGAAAAAGGCGACAAGGUUUUUCAAUCUUGCAGUUGGAAGAACAAAACCUCUUUCAGAAAACAACAAGAAAGUCAGCUCAAGGUUGCAACCACUCUUCUCAGUUAUAUCUGACAGGUUGUUUAAAUUCCCACAGACGGAUAAUUUGUGUGCAACCUUGUUUGAUGUUCUUCUAGGUGGUGCUAGCCUCAAAGAGGUGUUACAGAAAAAUAGUACAACGGACAAGCAGAGAAGCAGAGGCAAAAAUUCUCAUUUUUUCCUUCCUCAGAUGUUGGUUCUGAUUUUCAGAUUCCUAUCUGGUUGCAAAGAUGCUUCUGCAAGAAUGAAAAUAAUUAGUGAUCUACUUGAACUUCUUGAUUCAAAUACUUUGAAUAUAGAGGCAUUAAUGGAAUAUGGUUGGAAUGCUUGGUUAACAGCUUCUGUGACACUUGACAUUGUAAAACCCUAUAGGCCUGAUUCAAGAUAUUGUGGUGACUAUGAGGCAAAUGAGAAAAAUCUUGUGAUGAAGGUUUUCUCUGUUGUGCUUUGUCAUUACAUACAAUUUGUAAAAAGUGGCUGGCAAAGAUUAGAGGAAACUGUAAAUUUUCUUCUUGUUCAUUGUGAGCAAGGUGGCAUAUCAUGCCAAGACUUGCUUUAUGACAUAUAUGACAACUUGAUUCAAAGGCUAGUAGAUUUAUCUUCUGAGGAGAAUAUUUUUAGUUCACAGCCUUGUCGUGACAACACAUUAUACUUUCUGCGACUGGUUGAUGAGAUGCUUAUAUCUGAAGCUGGAAUUAAACUUCUGUUUCCAGCUAUUAGUUCGGAGUCUUUUCUGGAUUCUUUAAUGGUAGAAGGCCAGAAAGAUUAUACCACUUUGUUGCAUGAGGUCUUGCGAGGAGAAUUUGAUGACAAAGUGUCUGGAAACGCAUUGGCUUCUGAGGAAUCAAUAACAAGUGAAGAUGAUAUAAUUAAUGAUAAGUGGUGGAACUUAUUUGACAACUUAUGGAUUGUUAUUAGUGAGAUGAAUGGGAAGGGUCCAAGCAAGAUGCUGCCUAGAAUUACAGUAUCAGUUGGUCCAUCUUUUGGCCAAAGAGCACGUGACUUGGUAGAAUCUCUUAAUAUCCCUGCCACAGAAAUGGCUGCUGUUGUUAUAUCCGGGGGCUUUGGCAAUGCAUUGAGUGGAAAACAAAACAAAGUUGCUGAUAAAGCCAUGGCUUUGAGGGGGGAAAGGUGUCCAAGAAUUGUAUUUCGACUAUUAAUCAUAUAUCUCUGCAGAGCUUCCCUAGAAAGAGCAUCACGCUGUGUCCAACAGUUCAUCUCACUUCUGCCUUCCUUUUUGGGCACUGAUGAUGAGCAAAGCAAGAGUAGACUGCAACUCUUCAUCUGGUCUUUGCUUCUUGUACGAUCCCGGUAUGGAAAGUUGGAUGAUGGUGCUCGUUUUCAUGUUAUAGCACAUGUGAUUCGAGAAACUGUAAACUCUGGGAAGUCAAUGCUUGCUACUAGCAUGAUUGGUAGGGAUGACUUAUUCAAUACAAGCAGCCUCUCAAGAGAAACGGGCUCCUUGCACAAUCUAAUUCAGAAGGAUCGAGUGCUUUCUGCGGUUACUGAUGAGUCCAAGUAUGUGAAGAUGUUGGAAUCUGACCGCAGCAGACACUUGCAGGAGCUUCGUGCUAAAAUGGAUGAAAAUUCCUCUUUAGAAAUUAAUACCCAGAAGACAUUUGAAGACGAGAUACAAAGUAGCUUACGCAGUAUUCUUGCUUCAGAUGAGAGCAGAAGGGCUGCAUUCCUUCUUGCCCAUGAGGAGGAGCAGCAAAAUGUUGCUGAAAAAUGGAUGCACAUGUUUCGUACUUUAAUCGAUGAAAGGGGCCCGUGGUCUGCUAAUCCAUUUCCUAAUGGUGCUGUGAUACAUUGGAAACUUGAUAAGACCGAAGAUAUACGGCGGCGUAGACCAAAGUUAAGGCGGAAUUAUCAUUUUGAUGAAAAGUUGUGUCAUCCUCCUUCCACUUCUCCUUGUAAUGAAGCUACUCUGCCAAAUAGCGAGAGCAAGCCAAGUUUUGUGGGGCAUAUUCCUGAACAAAUGAAGAAGUUUCUGCUCAAAGGAGUACACAGGAUAACUGAUGACGGCAGCUCAGAACCUGCUGAGAGUGGUGCUGGACCUGAUGAUCCUUCUGACAUUCACAGUGCAGAAAUUAUUAAAAGCAGUAGUGAUCAGAUUGACAUUGUGCCAGAUAGAAAAGAGCUUUCAUCACCUUCUCAAGAAACAGAAACUAGUGAGGUUCUUAGGUCAGUUCCAUGUGUGCUUGUAGCCCCAAAAAGAAAACUGGCAGGUCGAUUGGCAGUCAUGAAAGAUGUUUUGCAUUUCUUUGGUGAAUUUUUGGUUGAAGGUACUGUGGGGUCUUCAGUUUUCAAGAACUUGAAUGAGUCAAGCCUUUCCGAGUCCGCAAGGGCUGAUCACAAGCCAAAGUCUUUUCAUUGGUCCUUCCAUCUUGGUAUGUUUUCUGAGAAGGGGACUUCUCCUGACAAUAUGGAGGCAGAAGAUUUGCAUAAGAAGGAAUUACGAACAGUUAAGCGUCAUCGGAGAUGGAAUAUUAGCAAGAUAAAAGCUGUUCAUUGGACUCGGUAUUUGCUUAGAUACAAUGCAGUUGAGAUUUUCUUCAGUGAUUCUAUGGCUCCCAUAUUUAUAAACUUUGCUUCACAAAAGAAUGCAAAAGAGAUUGGAACCCUGAUAGUUUCUACCAGAAAUGAGCUGUUGUUUCCCAGAGGAAGUAGUAGGGACAAGAGUGGCAUUAUUUCAUUUGUUGAUAGACGUGUGGCAGUGGAAAUGGCAGAAACUGCUAGAGAGAGAUGGAAGAGAAGGGAUAUAACGAACUUUGACUAUUUGAUGAUUCUCAACACACUUUCAGGAAGAUCUUAUAAUGAUUUGAGUCAGUAUCCUGUCUUUCCUUGGGUUUUGGCUGAUUACUCAUCUGAGGUUCUUGAUUUUAACAAGUCAGCAACUUUUCGGGAUCUCUCCAAGCCUGUUGGAGCACUGGACUCAAAACGGUUUGAGGUGUUUGAAGACAGAUAUCAAAACUUCUGUGAUCCCGAUAUACCCAGUUUCCAUUAUGGGUCUCAUUACUCAAGCAUUGGGAUUGUGCUUUAUUACCUCCUUCGAAUGGAACCUUUCUCAUCUCUUCACCGUAAUUUUCAGGGUGGUAAAUUUGACCAUGCAGAUCGUCUUUUUCAAUGCAUCGAAGGAACAUAUAAGAAUUGCCUUUCUAAUACAAGUGACGUGAAGGAGUUGAUUCCCGAGUUCUUUUACAUGCCUGAGUUUCUGAUCAAUUCAAACUCUUAUCAUCUUGGGGUGAAACAAGAUGGUGAACUCAUAAGUGAUGUUUCUCUUCCUUCCUGGGCUAAGGGUUCACCUGAAUUGUUCGUAAGUAAAAAUAGAGAAGCCCUAGAAAGUGAGUAUGUUAGCUCAAAUCUCCACCACUGGAUUGAUUUGAUAUUUGGUUACAAGCAGCGUGGUAAACCAGCAGUAGAGGCUGCAAAUAUCUUCUAUUAUUUAACUUAUGAAGGUGCUGUAGAUCUGGACACCAUGGAUGAUGAUCUCCAGAGAUCAGCAAUUGAAGAUCAGAUUGCAAAUUUUGGUCAGACGCCUAUCCAGAUUUUCUGUAAAAGACACCCUAGAAGAGGGCCUCCAAUUCCAAUUGCUCAUCCUCUAUCUUUUGCACCUGCUUCUAUUAGUUUGACAUCUAUUCUUUCUUGUAUGAGUAAUCCACCAUCAGCUGUUUUGUACGUUGGAUUACUGGACUCGAACAUUGUCAUUGUGAACCAGGGGCUUACUUUAUCUGUUAAGAUGUGGUUGACAACCCAACUCCAAUUCGGUGGAAAUUUCACCUUCUCAGGUUCUCAGGAUCCUUUCUUUGGAGUUGGUUCUGAUAUUCUUUCUCCUCGUAAAAUUGGGAGUCCUCUAGCAGAAAAUGUUGAACUUGGUGCACAAUGCUUUGCAACAAUGCAAACACCAUCCGAGAACUUUUUAAUUUCAUGUGGUAAUUGGGAAAACAGCUUCCAGGUCAUAUCUUUGAGUGAUGGAAGAAUGGUUCAAAGCAUUCGACAGCACAAAGAUGUUGUCAGCUGUGUUGCAGUUACAGCUGAUGGAAGCAUUCUUGCUACUGGAAGUUAUGACACUACGGUGAUGGUGCGGGAGGUUCUUCGUGUCAGAUCCCCAGAAAAGAGAGCUCCUCGUAAGGACUGUAUCAUUGCUGAAACUCCCUUUCAUAUUCUUUGUGGUCAUGAUGAUAUAAUUACAUGCUUGUAUGUCAGUGUGGAGCUUGACAUAGUUAUUAGUGGGUCAAAAGACGGAACUUGUGUUUUCCAUACCCUGAGAGAUGGAAGAUAUGUAAGAUCUUUAAAACACCCAUCUGGCAGUGCAUUGUCAAAACUUGCAGCUUCUCAGCAUGGACGGAUCGUACUUUAUGCCGAUGGUGAUCUCAGUUUAAACCUCUAUUCUAUUAAUGGAAAACACCUUGCCUCUUCUGAAUCCUAUGGGCGCCUUAACUGUGUUGAACUCAGUGGAUGUGGUGAGUUUUUGGUUUGUGCUGGUGACCAAGGACAGGUUGUGGUUCGCUCUAUGAACGCACUCGAGGUUGUGAAAAGAUAUAAUGGGGUUGGAAAGGUAAUAACAUCCCUAACAGUGACUCCAGAAGAAUGCUUCUUGGCUGGGACAAAAGAUGGAAACCUUCUUGUAUAUUCUAUAGAAAAUCCUCAACGCAAAGCAAUUGUUCUUCGGAAUCCAAGAACCAGAGUUAUGAUACCAAGUUAAGCUAUGAUUCAGGAUGGCAAUGGCUGACAAUUAGGCUCUGCUUGGUGAAAAUGAUCUCAGGAAAUGCUAUGAAAACUAUAGGCUCAUAGUUUCAACCAUAUAUUUUAUAGUGCAUGAAGAUGAAUACUUCUGAUGAUUCUUUCUGCAUGAUCCAUCCAACAUACAUACAGCCUUCUUAUAACCAUUUUUGUAACACUACAGAGAUAGGCAGGUAGGUUUACUUUUAGUUUAUAACAUGAUGAGCUGAGACAGAAAUUGGGAUAUUUAACACAUAAUGUAAAAUAAUUUUUGGUUCUACAAGCCUAGGUUUUCAAUUCAUUUGUAUUAUCAAUACCAGCAUCUUUCUCAGCUCAUUGUUUUUGUUUUCUCAAAAACAACAAAAUGUCAAGAACUAUCAACCCCCUAGCAUUGUAUAGAUGGGCUUACCAUGCCUGAUUCUAAAUUGAAUGAAAAAAAAAUACCCUAUUCUUUUCAAGCA
Messenger RNA from Gossypium raimondii (Peruvian cotton), 7426 nucleotides. Its product is annotated as BEACH domain-containing protein B. Gene Ontology annotation, molecular function: protein binding. Bases 241 to 6948 code for a protein of 2235 amino acids. The transcript is spliced from 28 exons. The record is from RefSeq and is a predicted model, not a curated record. Lineage: Eukaryota; Viridiplantae; Streptophyta; Magnoliopsida; Malvales; Malvaceae.